AAACCUGAUCUGCAAAAUGGAAUAAGACUGAAAAAUUCAUCUUCUUGACUAGAUUGGGAUGGUCUUUGGUGCUUGUGAAUAGAUUAUCACUGCAACCAUGAGUUCAGAGGAAAAGGGCAUAUCCCCUGCUCACAAAACCUCCACUCCAACCCAUAGAAGUGCCUCCUCUUCAUCAUCCUCCCAAAGGGAAAGUAGACAGAGUGUCCACAUUUUAGAGAGGAAUGCUUCUACUGGCAAUGAGCCAUCUGCAAGCAGGCAGUUACUAGAAACUGAACCCGUCUCACUCUCUAAGGAGGCUGACAGCUGGGAAAUCAUAGAAGGCCUGAAAAUAGGCCAGACUAAUGUCCAGAAGCCAGACAAACACGAAGGAUUUAUGCUGAAGAAAAGAAAAUGGCCUUUAAAAGGCUGGCACAAGCGAUUUUUUGUCCUGGAUAAUGGAAUGUUGAAGUAUUCAAAAGCACCACUCGAUAUUCAAAAAGGCAAGGUCCAUGGGAGCAUCGAUGUUGGCUUAUCAGUUAUGUCAAUUAAAAAGAAAGCUCGAAGAAUAGAUCUGGACACCGAAGAACACAUCUAUCAUCUAAAGGUGAAAUCCCAGGACUGGUUUGACGGUUGGGUCUCCAAACUCCGCCAUCACCGAUUAUACCGUCAGAAUGAAAUUGUACGAUCGCCAAGGGAUGCUAGCUUUCACAUAUUUCCUUCAACCUCCACAACAGAAUCUUCACCAGCUGCUAAUGUAGCAGUUAUGGAUGGGAAGGUACAACAAAACAGCUUCCCCUGGCAGCCACCUAUACCAUGCAGCAAUAGCCUACCUGCAACAUGUACCACUGGCCAGAGUAAAGUAGCAGCUUGGUUACAGGACUCUGAAGAAAUGGACAGAUGUGCAGAAGAUCUUGCACACUGCCAAUCAAACCUUGUGGAACUUAGCAAACUCCUGCAAAAUCUGGAGAUACUGCAGAGAACUCAGUCAGCACCAAACUUCACUGAUAUGCAGGCUAACUGUGUAGAUAUUUCAAAGAAAGACAAGCGAGUCACAAGACGAUGGAGAACAAAAAGCGUCAGCAAAGAUGCAAAAAUACAACUUCAGGAAGGGCCACCUCCGAAGGGCCAAUUCAGCACCACACGGCGCCGGCAGAGGCUAGCAGCAGCAGUGGCUACAACAGUUCCUUUCAGUGCAACAAUGUCACCUGUUCGACUACAUUCCUCCAACCCCAACCUCUGUGCAGACAUUGAAUUUCAGACUCCCCCAAGUCACCUGGCUGACCCCCUGGAGUCGUCCACAGAUUACACAAAGCUUCAAGAAGAAUUUUGUCUCAUUGCUCAGAAAGUGCAUUCCCUUUUGAAGUCUGCUUUUAACAGCAUAGCUAUUGAGAAAGAGAAGCUUAAACAGAUGGUUUCUGAACAGGAUCACAACCAAGGCCAUAACCCACAGAUGGCACGGCUCAGACAAUCGCUUUCUCAGGCACUCAAUCAAAAUGCUGAACUGCGGAGUCGCUUGAACCGAAUACAUUCAGAGUCUGUUAUUUGUGAUCAGGUUGUCAGUGUAAAUAUUAUUCCUAGCCCCGAUGAGCCUGGGGAGCAAAUCCAUGUCAGUCUCCCUCUGUCACAGCAAGCUGCUAAUGAGAGCCGGCUUUCUAUGUCUGAAUCGGUCUCAGAAUUCUUUGAUGCCCAGGAAGUGCUCCUCUCAGCUAGCUCAUCAGAAAACGAGGCUUCAGAUGAUGAGUCUUACAUCAGUGAUGUGAGUGAUAAUAUAUCUGAAGACAAUACCAGCGUUGCAGACAACAUUUCCCGGCAAAUCCUUAAUGGAGAACUUACAGGAGGGGCGUUCCGAAAUGGGCGGCGAACUUGCCUCCCAGCUCCAUGUCCAGAUACUAGCAACAUUAACCUGUGGAAUAUUUUGAGAAACAAUAUUGGCAAAGAUCUAUCUAAGGUCUCUAUGCCUGUGGAAUUGAAUGAACCCCUCAACACUCUGCAACAUCUCUGUGAAGAAAUUGAAUAUAGUGAGCUCUUGGACAAGGCUUCAGAAACUGAUGACCCAUAUGAACGCAUGGUCCUCAUUGCUGCAUUUGCAGUUUCAGGAUACUGCUCUACCUACUUCAGAGCAGGAAGUAAGCCAUUCAACCCUGUGCUUGGUGAGACGUAUGAGUGCAUUAGAGAAGACAAGGGAUUCCGUUUUUUCUCAGAGCAGGUUAGCCACCAUCCACCCAUUUCUGCCUGUCAUUGUGAAUCAAAGAAUUUUGUGUUUUGGCAAGAUAUAAGAUGGAAAAACAAGUUCUGGGGGAAAUCCAUGGAAAUCCUGCCUGUGGGAACAUUGAAUGUGAUGCUUCCAAAGUAUGGAGAUUACUACGUAUGGAACAAAGUCACUACGUGUAUCCACAACAUCCUCAGUGGGAGGAGAUGGAUAGAGCAUUAUGGAGAAAUCACUAUUAGAAAUACAAAGAGCAGUAUUUGUAUCUGUAAACUCACAUUUGUCAAGGUGAAUUAUUGGAAUUCUAAUGUAAAUGAAGUCCAAGGAGUUGUCAUGGAUCAGGAAGGAAAAGUGGUUCACCGUCUCUUUGGAAAGUGGCAUGAAGGAUUAUACUGUGGAGUUGCACCAUCAGCAAAGUGCAUAUGGAGGCCAGGUUCCAUGCCAACCAAUUAUGAACUCUACUAUGGCUUUACAAGGUUCGCAAUAGAACUCAACGAAUUAGAUCCUGUCCUGAAAGAUCUCCUUCCUCCAACAGAUGCUAGGUUCCGGCCAGAUCAAAGGUUUUUGGAAGAAGGAAAUUUAGAAGCAGCAGCUGCUGAGAAGCUAAGAGUAGAAGAGCUCCAAAGAUCCCGAAGGCGAUACAUGGAAGAAAAUCACCUGGAACACAUACCAAAAUUUUUUAAAAAAGUCAUUGAUGCCAAUCAAAGAGAAGCAUGGGUUUCUAAUGACACCUAUUGGGAACUUCGAAAGGACCCUGGCUUUAGCAAAGUAGAAAGCCCUGUACUCUGGUAACCCAAGACUAUAGAUCCGAGUACACAUAUCACACUCUGAAUGAAUAAAUAACUAUGCACAAUGAUGUUUCUUAUAGCUAAGCGUGGUUUGUGGGUCUACAGAAAACUUACCAUUUGCUUUUCUAUUCAUCUUUAUAAUGGACUUUCAAAAGUGCAUUAGACCAGGCCCCUGACCACUUUGGGAUCCUUUCUGUUUUGCUGCAGCCAUACUCCUUAAAACGUCCUCACCCUCGACACACAGAAUAAAGGGAGCAGAUAAAAGUAAUCCAAAGUCCGAAGAGUUUGUAAAGAAAAAAAAAACUGUAACUGGUGCUUAAAGCCAACCUCGAGAGUUCAAAAUAUAUGUAUAAAUGUAAAAAACACAAAUUUGGUCAUUCGCUUGGAAGAGCCAUGAUUAUAUACUAUAAACUCCUGGGUCACAGCUGUGGGUCAGUUCAGGCUUGACGUUUGUCUGUCCUUUGAUGUGACAUGCUUGUGCUGGCCUUGUUAAAAACAACAACAAAACACGAUGCUUUGGGAAACCUGUUCCAUCCAUAUGCCAUUGUUCAUGCCUUAAGAAAUGUGAAGAUGUAAAAUAAAUCAUUUUAAAAUGUGUGCUCUUA
Molecule: messenger RNA, 3578 nt
Organism: Gracilinanus agilis (Agile Gracile Mouse Opossum)
Lineage: Eukaryota; Metazoa; Chordata; Mammalia; Didelphimorphia; Didelphidae
Gene: OSBPL6
Product: oxysterol binding protein like 6
Exons: 24
Coding region: 98-2977 (959 amino acids)
Cellular component (GO): perinuclear endoplasmic reticulum; intracellular membrane-bounded organelle; cytosol
Molecular function (GO): cholesterol binding
Source: RefSeq, a predicted model, not a curated record